AUGGCCCGUUACCAACUUCGUCGGCCAGCGCCCGUAAAGAUCAUUCCAAGGCGCAGUCGUCGACAAGCCACCAGCGCAAGCAGUGCUCCAGCACCUGGACCAACAGAGGCACCGGAAGCAGAGGAGGAAGAGGAAGAGGAGGAAGAUGAGGGUCUAGAAAGUCCAGAUUCCCCAGAGAGUAGCCCGUCGACAGCAGGAAUGGCAUCCGAGAGCGACGAUUCAGAGUCGGAUGAUGAUGAAGAGCCGGAGGAGCCAGAAUCACCAGUUGCAGGAGAGCAAGCAGUUUCCUCUGGCCAACCUAUGUUGCCAUCAUCCAGCGCACCUGCUAGUAUCCCAGCUCCAUCUACUACGGCGGCACCAGGUGUGCCCUCAGGUGCUCGGCCUGGAUUCGCCGUCAGCUUCUCGUCGCAGGGCAAUAUUGCUGCUGCCCCUCAAAUCACAGUUUCACCUUCUAUGACCACCACCACCCGACCGGCGAACCCAGCAACUGUCGCUGCUGCUCCAACGAAUAACCAAGUAUCACCUCCCGCACAAUCAGAGAAUGCUGGUCAGAAUGCGGGGCCGCAGAAAUCUUCUCCGCAAGAAGAAAGGACAAUGAUCACCAAGGGUGGUGCAGCGGCGGCCAUUACCCUCAGCAUCAUAGGUGCACUCGCCAUCAUCGUCGCAGCGGUUGUUUUCAUCAAGCGUCGCAAGCGUCGACAAUACAACCGACGCUUGCCCGACGAUCCCUUCUAUCCGGGCAAUACAGGGUCUCUCGUCGCUCCAGAAACAGCACAUGUCGCCAGCGACUCUCGAUUCGGCGGUGGUGGAUCACAUCUUACGCGCUCCACCGAUCGAAGCGAAUCACUCUUCGGGGCCGCUCCAUACAUCCGUCCAGAGACAGUAUCAACAGAGCGCAACCGAUCUCGCUUCCCCAUGGGCCAGCCUGUACCAACGCCAAACCCCUUCGCAGACCCACCGCUCAACAAAGCAUACGAUGUCUUAGCUGGCCGACCGCGCUCGACCACACUGACAGACCGUGGCAGCUGGGUGAAGAACCCCUUCCGCAACCCUGAAAGUGAGCGCUUCGAUCCCUUCGGCGAAUUACAAGAAAAAGCACGUGCGGAGCGCUUGCGUUACGUCGAGGUAGCAAGACGCGAAGCAGAGUUGGAGCGCGAAGAAGAAAUGCAACGCCAAUUCGGUAUGAAGGAGAAGAUGGGUCUAGGCGUACCCGAAGAAGUGAAGAGGAAAGGAAGCGGCGCGACCUUCGAGGGAAUCGGAGUCUUGGACAGAAGCGACGGAGCGGGUACCUACCGUUCAGUCUAG
Messenger RNA from Parastagonospora nodorum SN15, 1305 nucleotides. RefSeq lists its product as hypothetical. The coding region runs from base 1 to 1305 and encodes 434 amino acids. Lineage: Eukaryota; Fungi; Ascomycota; Dothideomycetes; Pleosporales; Phaeosphaeriaceae. The record is from RefSeq and is a predicted model, not a curated record. The transcript has 2 exons.